Lachnellula hyalina is the source of this 1671-nucleotide messenger RNA. RefSeq names its product Acyl-CoA dehydrogenase. Gene Ontology annotation, molecular function: flavin adenine dinucleotide binding; oxidoreductase activity, acting on the CH-CH group of donors. Bases 1 to 1671 code for a protein of 556 amino acids. The transcript has 4 exons. The record is from RefSeq and is a predicted model, not a curated record. Lineage: Eukaryota; Fungi; Ascomycota; Leotiomycetes; Helotiales; Lachnaceae.
AUGUCGAAAACCUUCACCCAAGCAGACGUAGCGUCGCAUAAUAAGCCAGAUAAUCUCUACAUCGUUGUUGAUGAAGAUGUCUACGACCUCACCACAUUCCAAGAUGAGCACCCAGGCGGAAAGAAGAUCCUCACCCGCGUAGCCGGCAAAGACGCCAGCAAGCAAUUCUGGAAAUACCACAACGAGAGCAUCCUCAAGAAAUACAAGCCCAAACUCCAAGUCGGCUCUCUCGACACAAAGAAGAACGCCGCGCCUCCUACACCGCCAGCUUCUCCUCCGCCGACUAAGGAGAUUGUCAAGCCUCAGGCUGAGAGCGGGACUGUAAGUGCGGCGCCUGUUGGUGAUGUGCAGGAGAAGGUGCCCGAGGAGACAUUGGAUGCGUUUGGAGAUCUGAUCCCGUUUGCGGAUCCGGCUUGGUAUCAGGGUUUCCACUCACCCUACCACAACGAAACGCACGUCGCGCUCCGCGAUGAAGUCCGCGCCUGGGUAUCCUCCGAAAUCGAACCUUACGUCAGCGAAUGGGACGAAGCGAAGAAAGUUCCCGACGCGAUAUACAAAGCCAUGGGCACACGCGGAUACCUAGCCGGACUAAUGGGCGUGAGCCACUGGCCCAGCGAGUACACCGGUGCGAAGAUCGCAAGCGUGGCACCAGAGAAGUGGGAUCUGUUCCACGAGCUGCUGAUCACGGACGAGCUAUCGCGGGCAGCGUCUGGCGGGUUUGUAUGGAAUGUGAUUGGGGGCUUCGGGAUUGGCUGUCCCCCACUCCUGAAGUUUGGGAAGCCGGAACUGGUGAAGCGGAUCUUGCCUGGUAUAUUGUCUGGAGAUAAACGCAUCUGUCUGGCGAUUACGGAGCCGGAUGCUGGGAGCGAUGUGGCCAAUCUGGGGUGUGAGGCGAAGCUGAGUGAGGAUGGGAAGCAUUAUAUUGUUAAUGGGGAGAAGAAGUGGAUUACGAAUGGUGUGUGGUCUGAUUACUUCACUACGGCUGUAAGGACGGGCACGCCUGAGAGCGGGAUGAAUGGGAUUAGUGUUCUGCUUAUUGAACGCAGUGCUGGGGGUGUGAGUACGAGGAAGAUGGAUUGUCAGGGGGUGUGGUCGAGUGGUACUACAUAUAUCACGUUUGAGGAUGUGAAAGUGCCAGUGGAGAAUGUUAUUGGCAAAGUAAACGGGGGUUUUAAAGUCAUCAUGACAAACUUCAACCAUGAACGCAUCGGCAUCAUAAUCCAAUGCAUCCGCUUCUCACGCGUCUGCUACGAAGAAUCCGUAAAAUACGCCAACAAGCGCCGCACCUUCGGGCAGAAACUAAUCCAGCACCCCGUCAUCCGACUUAAGCUCGCGCACAUGGCGCGGCAGAUUGAAGCGUCGUACUGCUGGCUAGAAUCCAUCAUGCACCAGAUUUCGCACAUGCCGGAAGAGCUAGCCAUGCUGCGGCUGGGUGGGCCGAUUGCCAGUCUCAAGGCGCAAAGCACGGUGACGUUUGAGUUUUGCGCGAGGGAGGCGAGUCAGAUUUUUGGGGGUCUGAGUUAUAGUCGCGGGGGACAGGGAGGGAAGAUCGAGAGGUUGUAUAGGGAUGUGAGGGCGUAUGCUAUUCCGGGGGGGAGCGAGGAGAUUAUGUUGGAUUUGAGUAUUAGACAGAGUUUGAAGGUUGGAGAGAUAAUGGGGAUGAAGUUGUAG